Molecule: messenger RNA, 3234 nt
Organism: Centrocercus urophasianus (Greater sage-grouse)
Lineage: Eukaryota; Metazoa; Chordata; Aves; Galliformes; Phasianidae
Gene: PICALM
Product: phosphatidylinositol binding clathrin assembly protein
Exons: 20
Coding region: 71-1900 (609 amino acids)
Biological process (GO): synaptic vesicle budding from presynaptic endocytic zone membrane; clathrin-dependent endocytosis; clathrin coat assembly
Cellular component (GO): clathrin-coated vesicle; extrinsic component of presynaptic endocytic zone membrane; clathrin-coated pit
Molecular function (GO): clathrin heavy chain binding; SNARE binding; phosphatidylinositol-4,5-bisphosphate binding
Source: RefSeq, a predicted model, not a curated record
UCCCCCGGCGCAGUCCUCCCGUCCCGGCCCCCGAGGAAGGAGCGGCGCCGCGCUCCCUUCCAGCACCGCCAUGUCCGGCCAGAGCCUCACCGACCGCAUCACGGCGGCUCAGCACAGCGUGACCGGCUCGGCGGUCUCCAAAACCGUCUGCAAGGCCACGACGCACGAGGUCAUGGGGCCCAAGAAGAAACACCUGGACUAUUUAAUCCAGUGCACAAAUGAGAUGAAUGUGAACAUCCCACAGCUGGCAGACAGUUUGUUUGAAAGAACUACCAACAGUAGCUGGGUGGUGGUCUUCAAAUCUCUCAUCACAACCCAUCAUCUAAUGGUGUAUGGAAAUGAGCGCUUUAUCCAGUAUCUGGCGUCCAGAAACACGUUGUUUAAUUUGAGCAACUUCCUAGACAAAAGUGGAUUGCAAGGCUAUGACAUGUCAACAUUUAUCAGGCGGUAUAGCAGGUACCUGAAUGAAAAGGCGGUUUCCUACAGACAGGUGGCUUUUGACUUCACAAAAGUAAAAAGAGGGGCUGAUGGAGUAAUGAGAACAAUGAGCACAGAAAAACUCCUAAAAACUGUACCAAUUAUACAGAACCAAAUGGAUGCACUUCUUGACUUCAAUGUCAAUAGCAAUGAACUUACAAAUGGUGUAAUUAAUGCUGCCUUCAUGCUUCUCUUCAAAGAUGCCAUUAGACUGUUUGCGGCAUAUAACGAAGGGAUUAUUAACCUCCUGGAAAAGUACUUUGAUAUGAAAAAGAACCAGUGCAAAGAAGGCCUUGAUAUAUACAAGAAGUUCCUCACUAGAAUGACACGGAUCUCAGAGUUCCUCAAAGUUGCAGAGCAAGUUGGAAUUGACAGAGGAGACAUACCAGAUCUUUCCCAGGCACCAAGUAGCCUUCUUGAUGCUUUGGAGCAACACUUAGCUUCUCUAGAAGGAAAGAAAAUCAAGGAUUCUACAGCUGCAAGCAGGGCUACCACCCUUUCCAAUGCAGUUUCUUCCCUUGCAAGCACUGGCCUGUCUCUCACGAAAGUUGAUGAAAGGGAAAAACAAGCUGCAUUAGAGGAAGAACAGGCUCGCUUGAAAGCUUUAAAGGAGCAACGUCUAAAAGAACUUGCAAAGAAACCUCAUACCUCUUUAACAACCGCAGCUUCUCCUGUGUCAACUGCAGCAGGAAGCAUAAUGACUACACCAGCCAUUGAUAUUUUUUCUACUCCUAGCUCUUCAAACAGCACUUCAAAGCUGCCAAAUGAUCUGCUUGAUUUGCAGCCAACUUUUCAUCCUUCUGUACAUCCUAUAUCUGCUGCUCCACAAGUAGGAAGUACCUGGGGAGGGUUCACUCCGUCGCCUGUUUCUCAACCACAACCAUCAGCUGGCCUUAAUGUUGACUUUGAGUCUGUGUUUGGAAACAAAUCAUCUAAUGUUGUCCUAGAUUCUGGUGGCUUUGAUGAAUUAGGUGGUCUACUAAAACCAACAGUGGCCUCCCAGAACCAGAGUCUUCCAGUUGCCAAAGUACCACCUAACAAAUUAGUGUCAGAUGAUCUGGAUUCAUCUUUAGCCAAUCUCGUAGGCAAUUUGGGCAUUGGAAAUGGAACUACUAAAAAUGAUGUAAAUUGGACUCAACCAAGUGAAAAGAAACUAACAGGUGGUUCCAACUGGCAACCCAAGAUUGCACCUACAACUGCAUGGAAUGCUCCAACGCUGAAUGGCAUGCAUUUUCCACAAUACGCACCGCCUGUGAUGGCGUAUCCUGCCACAACGCCGACAGGGAUGAUGGGCUAUGGGAUGCCAUCACAGAUGGGAGGUAUACCAGUAAUGACACAGCCAACGUUAAUAUACAGCCAGCCUGUUAUGAGACCACCAAAUCCUUUUGGCCCUGUACCGGGAGCACAGAUUCAGUUUAUGUAACUUUUAGCUGGAAGAAAAAAGAACGUUUCCAAAUAGAUGUGCUCACCAGUAAGCCCCCACUUCCAGGAAAAACAAACAACUUCAGUCUGUCAAGCUCUCCUCUUCCACUGAACGACGCAGUGAAAUGAAGACCAAUGAAGGAACCUGGGACAACUCCAUAGGAAAGCAUCAGCAUCCAAGGCAAAGCCGAGGCUUGCCAUGAGUCGAGGCUGAGAUCCUGGUUUUGUCCUGGUGACCAACAGGUCGAUCCUUGCAGCUUCUGAUAAUACCUGUAAUCAUAACGUACAAAGAGAAGCCUGUAUUCUGGAAAUUGAAUUGGUGUUUGGAAGUGCAGCGCGGGGCGGAGACGAGUCCUUUACCGUAACGCGAAACCAGACUCUGUGGGGAGGGAGGGUCCAGUCCUAACUCUAAUUCUGCAGUUACCUUUUCUUCAGUCCUCACAAACGUAGGCACAGCAGUAAUGGAAAUUAACUUUUUUAAGAAAUUAUAUAUUCAGUUUGCAGUAGACAUUCCUUAUGUAUUAUUGUUUGUAUUUAUUUAUGAUUAUCAAUUUAACAUUAAUAUUGUAUCAAAAAACUCCUUAUGAAAAUGAGUAUGGAUGUAUACAGUAUGUCUGAUUUUUAUCCACAAAGAAUGAAUCUGAUUCAGAAUGCUUUUCAGCUGACAUACAGAGCACUAAAUAUUUUAAAGGUCUGAAUCUAAUGAGUUCUCAGCAUAUAUGGGAAUUAGGGAGGAGCUGUAAAAUGCAUUAAUCCUUAUAGUCAAUUCUGUGCCUAGGAUUUUGCAAGGGAACAGUUAACUGACUAGAAGAAGCACUACAUUUUUAAUUCAGCAUUAGUGCGUUGGGAAGGAACUUUCUUGCUUUGUGCUUGGCAUGUCAUUAUUUUUACAUUUGACAUUAUAAGGCCUUUCCAAAAUGAAUGUGAGGAAUUGCUUUCACUUUAAGACUUUCCUUCUCUGUAAAAAUUGAGGUGUCGCGUGUUGGGGUGGGGGGAAGCCUUUUUGUUUGGAGAGUGCCAUGUUUCUGCCACACACCUUUUCACAGCAAAAAGGGGAAGCAGCCUCCUGACAGACAUGGAGUUACAAUUUAGUUAAUGAAGAAUUUAAGUAGCACUGUUGAUCGGUGCUUUGUGUAAAUACAUCAUAACUUCUGGGUAGAGAGGGGCCUUCAGAAGGAUAGUCAGUGAUAUGAAAGCAAUUCUGUACAUGAGUUAAGCAUACUUGCUGCAUUGUCUCUGCAGAUUCUAUUUUUGUUUAAAAUAUUAAAAUGUACGUUAGCAAAAAUGGGUGGAUUUUCAAAUAAAAUGCAGCUUCCACAGAAUUUUGUUACGGUA